AUCUGUCGGCACGGCAAUGCAGCGCCACAUUCUUGAAGAACUACAUAAUAUUUAUUCGACUGUGGAGUGCAAUGAUGAAUGUAGUAGUCAAAUGAAAACAUGCGUUGCUGUGAUACUCACUUUCAUAGCUUCUUUGAAAAUAACGUUAAAUAAAUUUUAAAUAUGAUGUUUAGUACGUGACAAGAAACUUGUAACCUAAACUUUUUAUGGCCUAAUUAAAAAUUUCCUAAAUUUGAUGAUUGCGAUACUAAGCCUGAAAAGAAGUCCAUGUUAUGUAUUUUGCAUGAUUGACCUUCAAUAAUUCAUUACAUAUGUUAUUGUCAAGACACAGUCAUGUUCAGCGAAACCUGCGAGUAAAAAAAACAAAACUCAUACGUAGCAAGUGCAUAUUCCUAAAACAUUUAAAAAUAAUUCUAUUACCGGCUGAAGUUUUAGCUUCUAAGGCAUAGGGCUUAAUUAAAAGAAGUGAAACGAAUACCUCAACACUUAUGUUUCAUAUGAAAAGGUGAUUCUAAGCAAAUUAUUGUUUUCAUCUGAUAAUGGCAUCAGUAUGGACUAUUGUAAUCCUAAUGGCUUUUAUAAAGAAUAUACAUUUAUUCUCAGAUGCUUUUCCAUCGAAGACUGAUUACUCGGUUGCUGGUGAUUUUGAAAAUUUUCCAAAACAAGAAUUUGAAUUACAAAAUGUUUGCCCAAAUAACUGUGCCUGUCAUUAUUUGAAACAGCAUUUAGUUAUCAGCUGUGAUUUCAAAAAACUUUCUUAUUUCCCUCAAAAUUUACAUUCCUCUGUUUAUCAUCUCAAUUUAGCUGGAAAUGAAAUUUUCAAUUUAUCUUACACAACUAGCUUAAAUGGUUUAAAUAUUCUCAAUGUUUCACAGAAUAAUGUGCAUGAAAUAAACAGAAAUUGGCUAAAUUCACUUCAAAAUUUAAAAACUUUAGAUUUGUCUAGAAAUGCACUGCCUUCAGAUGCUAUUGAGAAAGCAUUUAGUAAUCAUAACCUUCUGUAUUUGAAUUUAGCUAGUAACAAACUACAUGUUAUAACUGAAGUUAUGUUUCAUGAGAUAAAUACAUUAUUAACACUUAACUUAAGUAGCAAUGAAAUAGUAAAUAUGAGUUAUAAUAGUUUUUGGAGUCAGAAAGAACUAAAUGUUUUGGAUUUAUCAUCAAACAAGCUAGUAAAUAUUCGACAUGAAUGGUUUAAAAAUUUGCACAAUUUGAAAACAUUGAUCAUGAGGCAAAAUAAACUCACAUUUCUUAGCAAUCUUGUAUUCUCGCCUUUGAGUAAACUACAUAUAUUGGAUUUAAGCAGAAACUGCAUUAAAUCUGUUGGCCUUCUAACAUUUAAAGGACUUAAAAAUCUUCAGUUUUUAAACAUAAGUAGCAAUAAUGUAAGUGAAUUACAAAACGGAGUUUUCCGAUCUUUGGAAUCUCUAAAAACUCUUGACAUUAGUGAAAAUUCAUUUAUGAGCAUUGACAAUAUUUUUUUACAUACUAUCCAUCUUCAAACAUUAUAUAUGAGAAAACUGAGCCACUUUAAAGAAUUAACUUCAUCCAGCUUUGCAGGAUUGAAAGAAAUGAAAUCUUUUGAUUUAUCUGGUUCGGAAGUUGUAUCUGUCAAUCUAAAGACAUUUUCUCAUACACCAAAUUUAAAACAUCUGGAUUUAAGUAGUAUGCAAUUGACAACCUUACAAAUGGGAAUUCUUAAUAAUCUGAAAAAAAUCGAAACCAUUGAAUUGAAAGGAAAUCCUUGGAAGUGUGACUGUUAUUUAUAUUGGUUGUUACUAUGGUUGGGAGAACAUAGUAAUGCACACCUUUUAUCUCCUUCUGAAACAUUCUGUCAUUCUCCUGCUAAUUUAAUUGGACAUGUUUUACUUGAUGCACUGGACCAUAACAUGAUAUGCACUAAUGCUUCUAUUCUUCACUACACUAAUAGAACUAAAUUCAAAGUAGGGUCACCAGCAUAUUUAGAAUGUCAAGUCGAUGGUAACCCACCACCAAAUUUGACAUGGAUAACACCUCAGAAAAUGAUGCUUCACUGGAUAAGCUAUAAGAAUAUCUCUGAUCAGAUCCCAGCAAGCAUUUCAUUCCACUCUACUAAUUAUCAGUUGCUUCAAGGCCCCAUUAAUGAGAAAACACGACAAGGUCGAUUUUUCAUAAUGCCAAAUGGGAGUUUAGGCAUUCAAAAUGUUGAAAGAGGAGAUGGUGGGUUUUACGUAUGUGUAGCAUCCAAUCCUUUAAAUUAUGAUUCAAUAUCAAUUCGAUUAACCUUAGAUUAUGAUUAUUUUGAACAUAUCAAAAUUGUUAGUGUGCUUGUUGGCAUGGCUACUAGUUUUGGAUUUUUAUUAUUAACUUUAAUUUCUAUUCUAAUUAAGAUGAUACUGAAACAUUUUGGUAUCAAAUGUCCUUGUCGAAGUGGAAGUGCAUCGCCCCGAACACAGCAAAUUAAAAAAAUCCUUGAAAAUAUGGAACACUAUAAGAAACAGCAAUUGGAUCGCUUGAGAGACAAUUAUAAUGUUCAAGUUCAACGGAUAAAAGAUAACUGUAUGCAGCAAAUGGAGCGUUUGAGGGAAAGUUACUCAUCUCAAGCUGAACGUUUGCGAGAUAUUAAAGAGUAUGGUACUCUUCAAAUUGAUCGCAUUAGAGAAAAUUACUACUCUCAAGUUCAGAGAGUUCGUGAUUAUAGUGCUAGUCAGAUAAUUAGAUUACGUGAAAAUUACAUUUUUCAGAGAAAUCGAAUAAGAAAAUUUAGUGCACAUCACUUGUAUAAAUUGAGAGAGAAUUAUAAAUUGCAGCAGCAACAUUUAAAUAAAAUCCUUGAAAAUUUAAACAUAGAAAGUUGUCGAAAUGUUUGUCAAAGAACCGAUUCAGUGAUCUUUGAACCUGAAAUAACAUUAGAAAAUGUUUUAGUGCCAAAAAUAUGCCUUCAGACAUUUGUUAAAGAAACUUGUGAUUCAAAUGAUAAUUCUAGUCAAGUGUCAGCUUAUUUCACUCCUGAUGAUAUUGGCUCUGAAAUUUCCAGUCAUGAAAGUGAUGAACAUGAAAGCUUAGAUAUAACUGCUGUUCAAACUGUGUCAAAGACAGACACUAUUGUAAAACUGGAUAAUAAAGAAAUAGAUAACAUUCCGAGUACAAGUUCACAUUUAGAUACUGUUUGUAAUCAGAAGUCUUCAAAUGAAACAUUGGUUUAGUAAUAUUUUGACAAACUUUUAUGUGUUUGGGGAAGUAAUUGUGUAAAAAAUAAAGCUGGUAAUGGUAGAUUUUAAGUUACCGUAAGAGUAGAUGUGUUCCAAAUUAAGAUUCUGCAAUGUUGUAAAUUUUAUGGAGUAUUGGUUGCAUAAGUUAAUUGUACAAAAUUGUAUAGUCUGUUUGUGUUUAUUUGUUUAUCUUAAAUAUUAAAAAAUUGAGUUCUAGAUUAAAAGUAUGAGUGAGUUUUUACGAUGUAAACAGACUGAAAUUUUGAAGAGAAAUACAGUAGCUAUAUGAUUGUACACAUUUACUUAAUAUUUAUUGAUAAGUUCAUAUUGGUUACUGUGGGUCAGGUAUGAUUGAUUCUAAUGAAGACACAUACUAUGCUAGAAGUCCGACUAUGUGCAAGUCUUAAACAUGAUGGCCUUAAAAUUAAACUUUCAAUUAAAUGGCCACAAGUAGGAAACUUAUGUAUGUUCUCCAAAAACGAAUGCAAUCCAUUAUGCAGAGAAUCUCAUAUAA
This is a messenger RNA of Stegodyphus dumicola, 3705 nucleotides long. RefSeq lists its product as uncharacterized. Lineage: Eukaryota; Metazoa; Arthropoda; Arachnida; Araneae; Eresidae. Gene Ontology annotation, cellular component: plasma membrane. The record is from RefSeq and is a predicted model, not a curated record. Gene Ontology annotation, molecular function: protein binding.